This is a messenger RNA of Aaosphaeria arxii CBS 175.79, 3032 nucleotides long. RefSeq names its product RabGAP/TBC. The transcript has 2 exons. The coding region runs from base 191 to 2728 and encodes 845 amino acids. The record is from RefSeq and is a predicted model, not a curated record. Lineage: Eukaryota; Fungi; Ascomycota; Dothideomycetes; Pleosporales.
GAGUUAGUUAUACAUCCUGUUACCACGGUACCGUACCGCCUACACAAUUCAUACAUUGUGAACGGUGCCCACCUGCGCCAUCCGCGCAGCAACCUCAUUUCGCGAGCACGAGCCGCCCACAACGUCUUUCAUUUCGCAGGCUCCUGCAAAUUUCAAUGACAGCUAGCAAGCCGCCCUCCACAUAUACGCCAUGAGAGAUGAGGCUGUUUCCAUCCAGGAUGGCGGCCUUGUCGCUGCGGAAUCGUCCAACGGCGAGCUUUACCUUCUGCCCACCUCCUCAAACGAUCCCUCUGCUUCUGCUACCCCGAUAUCCAAACCAACAUCGUCGCGCGGAUGGCUGAGCGGCGUGCGUCGUCCAAGGACCUCACCAGGUCCCAAAGCAUCAGCAUUCAAGAGGUCGCUGGUGGCCGAAGAUGACCUCCGAAGGGACUCGGCCUUGGCAACUUUGACAUCAACUAGUAGCACCGACCAGACCGUCACCAACAAUGCGCCAUCGUCACCAACAUCACUCACGGAACCGACUUUCCUUCGCAAGACCCCGAGUCUCCCUGCCAUCGUCGUCCAGCAUGAGUCCGUCGCUCGGGCAAACUCUCGCAUUGAACAAUCACUCGGGGAGGAGGAACAGAGGGCAGAGCACAAAAGUACCUUUGAAGCCAUAGAUACUAUUAUUCCUACUGGCGGCUUCGACGAUCUCACGUCGCCGAGCCAGGUCUCGUUCUCAAAAAGGGGGAGCAUGCUGUUAGGCGGGAAGCGUGCAAAUAAAAUGAACCUACAGCUUGGUCUUGUUGAAGAAGGGGAGCCCACGAGCCCGACUGCUCCUCUCCCGGAAGACAAAGGAGAGGCAAUUGAGAAAAAGGCCGAGGAAAACAAUGGAGAGCAAUCGCAUGAGGAAGGAGGGGACCAAUUGCAGGUCCGCGAGAAGCAGGAACAACAACCAACGCAGACGCCGGAACAGAACGAUGCCACCCAGUCGUCUACCCCAUCCAACACAUAUCUAUCUCCUCGUACUCCGUCGCGCAUGUCCUCUCGAGCAAGGGCUAGUAACCGAAUACUGUCUGCUGAUGAGAUGAUGCUUUCGCGCAAAGUACGUCUAAUGUAUCGGCACGGCAAUGAAGGCGCUGCAGAGUGGAAUGAUCUGGAAGAAGAGGAGGAAGCAAGCGGGUAUCAGAGUGUUACGGAUAGCAGUGUGUCUGGUGCGCAUAUGAACGGUUCCACCCUUACAGUAGACCGGAGUCGAGGUGACGCCAGCUCAUUGCGCAGCUACAAACGGACAAGCAUAAUCGCGAAGGAAGCAAAAGAAACUGCCGGAGGCCUCGAAGACUGGACCAAUGUUGAAGGAGGCGAGGUUGACCGAUAUGGCUUCAUUGUACCCAGGAAAGUUUCGUCUCAGGGAUCGUCCAACGGAGUGGAUGACGGACCAGAGGAGCCCCGUAUACAGCGUGUUUCGACCGUAUUGCAACUUGUUUCCGAAGAACCCAGAAAACGAGGUCUCGGGCGUACCUUAUCGAAAGCUCGCUCUGCACGGUCAUUGAGACCUAGCACAGCGGCACCGAGGAGAAGGGGUUCACAAGAAUCGUCGAGACCUCAGGCGUCUAUUUUCUCCGGCCAGACCACUCGCACCAACCGUACGGCUUCGCAGAGACCGCUCAGGCAAGCCACAAACCGCCUGCCGCACAACAGGGACCGCCGAUUAAUGGACGAGGCUAGUGACAUGCUCAAACUACCUCCUGGACUCGCUGAGCUGGCCGAACAGGAGGAGGGUGGCAAGGCGGCUCAGGCCAUGAAGAUGAAGGAAAUUGAGCGCGAAGAGAAAUGGCGUAAGAUGGCUCACGUUGUGCAGUGCAAUGAUGCGAAGGGUGGAGGCAUGAUGUUUGAAUUCGAUGUUCGAGAUCCGAAAUUGAUUUCACGCACGUGGAAGGGCAUUCCAGACCGAUGGCGGUCGACAGCAUGGUAUGCCUUCCUUGCUGCGAGUGCAAAGGCAGAAAAGCACAGUCCUACAGAUGAAGAGUUGAUCGAGAGCUUCUACGAAUUGCAGGAAGAAGGGUCUGCCGAUGACAUGCAAAUUGAUGUAGACGUUCCUCGGACGAUCAAUAGACACAUUAUGUUCAGACGAAGAUAUCGUGGAGGACAGCGUCUGCUCUUCCGCGUCCUUCAUGCAAUGGCACUGUACCUGCCCGACACGGGAUAUGUGCAGGGCAUGGCUGCGCUCGCAGCCACGCUCCUCUGCUACUACGAAGAAGACAAGGCGUUUGUCAUGUUAGUACGACUCUGGAUGCUUCGAGGUCUGGAGAAGCUGUAUGAGGCUGGCUUCACUGGCUUGAUGGACGCCCUCGAGGAUUUCGAGAAGAAUUGGCUGCGAGGCGGAGACGUUGCAAAGAAGCUGGAAGAGCUGUGCAUCACCUCGACCGCUUACGGAACCCGGUGGUACUUGACCCUGUUCAACUAUUCGCUGCCCUUCCCGGCGCAAUUGCGCGUUUGGGAUGUGUUUAUGUUGUUGGGCGACGCCUCCAAUUCAAAAUCAUCAACCUCACAAUUUAGCGGAGACUUGGAUGUAUUGCAUGCAACAUCCGCAGCACUAAUCGAUGCAACGAGGGAGAUCCUGCUGGAUUCGGAUUUCGAGAACACAAUGAAGGUGUUGACCUCGUGGAUCCCCAUCAAAGAUGAAGACCUUCUGAUGAGGGUGGCGAAGGCGGAAUAUAAGAUGAGGAAGAAGCGAGCCAAUGCCUGAGGUAGGACAGGUGUCCGCCCUACAUUUCUCCUCAGCUUUCCCACGGUCAACCCCCCCACCACUCCCUCAUCUCAACUCGAAUAAGCAGCGGCAGGCGAGAGCAACGGAAAUCCAAUCGAGUCCAACGGGUCUAUGCUGCAACGGGUCACGAUGGGAAUCUGCUUCUUUUUUUUUCACUGGGCCGCGACUCCAUAACGAACUUCCGAAAAAGCAUUAUCCCUGGGCCUGGUUGGGGGGGGUUCCCUUUCAUGUGCCACUGUGUAAAUCCCCGCGCAUCGGUGGCUUGAACGGUCGUCGCGUGCCA